ACUGUUAGUUAUUCUGUUUCGGAAAACUGGAAAUGGACGCGGCAAAAUUGGAAGAAGUGUUGAGGGUUUUUGAUAAAUCUCUUUCUCAAAUUAAAUGGAGGCUUAAGCCUUCUUCUAAAUCUCGGCUUCAAACCGAUAUUUUGGCUUUGUGUUCAAGAAUGAGACCUUGCAUCAUGGUAGAUUAUGGUGGGAAGAUGCCUGAAUUGGGGAAUAAUCUUUGUGCAUUUGUUGAAUACUGCAAGAAGGAGUCCUCGAUAUGUAAGCUUUUGUACGUCUUGGUAGUAGAUGAUAUGGUGUAUCUGGUUGAGGCCAGAGCACUUGCAGACUUCGUCAAAUCAAGUUUGGAAACUGCGGUGCUGUUUGUGGACCUCGAAACUGAUCCUCCAAAGAUGAUGACACAGGCGGAGGAAAGCCCUGCAAUGAUGCAGCUUCUGUCAGCUCAAAAGUUGUUCUCCUCUGUUUUUCACACUGAUGGAGUAAACGGUGAUCACUUUCAAAGACGAGAAACUCACAACAUUGGGUCCUCUCUUGAUGGACCUGCUGUUUUUGAAUCUCCUGUGAUGGUCGAUCUAAGCUACUGCCUUCAGGAAAGUGAUGUAACCAUCCCAACGCUUAACGGAUGGCUGCUUGGUUACCCUGUUGUUUAUUUGUUUGGGAAGGACCACAUUGAGCGUGCUGUUUAUAAUCUCUCUUCCAAGUCUCUUCACAUCUAUCAAGUAUAUGUCACCAGGUCUAACUCAUCAAGCAAAGUAAUUCGGAAAGAAGAACUGAUGAGUUUUACAGUGCCUUAUGACUUGAGCCUGGAGGGAAGCAAUGAACCAUGGGCAAAGUCAUUUCUGGCUGCCUUGAAGGAAAGGUGGGAGAAGUGCAAGCACAUCUGGGGAUCUCUACAUAUGGAGGUUAGUGGUUGUUAUCCACAGGCAAUUGCUCUGUGACAAUAUCACACCAUUGUGUACGUAUUUUGCAGAAGAUAGGAAGAGUUUCAAUUACUAUUUACUUGUACAACCAUUAUGAUAAUCUAGAUGUUUUAAAUCGCCUAUUGCAUCUACCAAGGUUGGCUACUUAUAUGAGAUCCAAUUAAAACAGAUCUUGUUGAGACACAUAAAACGCAAUAAUGAAACUGAUGAGCUUAUGUUUUCUGCCUA
Messenger RNA from Salvia hispanica, 1145 nucleotides. RefSeq lists its product as uncharacterized. The record is from RefSeq and is a predicted model, not a curated record. Lineage: Eukaryota; Viridiplantae; Streptophyta; Magnoliopsida; Lamiales; Lamiaceae.